Molecule: messenger RNA, 4949 nt
Organism: Seriola aureovittata
Lineage: Eukaryota; Metazoa; Chordata; Actinopteri; Carangiformes; Carangidae
Product: GTPase IMAP family member 8-like
Exons: 6
Coding region: 132-3668 (1178 amino acids)
Molecular function (GO): GTP binding
Source: RefSeq, a predicted model, not a curated record
CAUUUCCCCUCCCCCUCCUCUCUUUCUGGUGAACAGUUUAAUUUCACUUUCAUUUUUGUGGAGGAUUUCUGACGCACUUCAGUUGAUUUCUGGAUCCAGCAGUUGCUUGAUGUCUCCAGCUGACCGACAGUAUGGACACAGCAGCAACAGGCACAGAUGUGUCCCUGAAGCGCAGCAGCAGCUAUGAAUAUCUGCCACCUUCAAUGUCUGAGCUGAGGGUUGUUCUGCUGGGGAACAGCUGGUCUGAGAGAAGUUCAGUGGGAAACUUCAUAAUGGGAGUGACUGAGUUCAGCAAAGCACCUGAAUGCUGUGUGAGAAUCAGUGGACCAGUGGAGGAGAAGAAAAUAGUUGUCAUCAACACCCCAGAUCUGCUUCAUCCCAACAUCACUGAACACAAACUGACAGAGUUUAUACAAGACUGUGUCAAUGUCUCUGAUCCUGGACCUCAUGUGUUCCUGCUGGUUCUACAGCCUGAAGACUUCACUCUGGAACACAAACUGAGGCUCUGCAGAGUCCUUCAAAAUUACAGUGAUCGAUCAUUUGAUCAUUCACUGGUUCUGAUAUCAACACCCAGAGAGGAAAGUUCAGGUUUGAUGGAAAACUCACCAUUAAAAGACAUGAUCAGAAGGUGUAGAUACAGAUGCCUGAAGCAGAAGAACCUGGACCGUGCAGAGCUGUUAACACGGUUGGGUCAAACUGCAAAGGAGAACAAUGGAAAACAUGUUUGUCAUGAAAGAUUUGAGGAAUCAGUGGAAACUUUACCAGGUGAUCAACAGAUCCCAAAACAACAGAGAACAACAACUCCUAUCACAGAUGCUGUUAAAGCUGCUGGGCUGCAUGAGCGUAAACAAAUGACUCCACAGCUCUCACACUCAGAAAAAAACCCUCUGUCUCACACUUCUGUCCUCAGGAUUGUGCUGCUGGGGAAAAGUGAUGACAAAAAGACAAAACUUGGGAACUUGAUCAUUGGAAACCAAGGUUUUCAUUACCAAAAACAAAUCAGGCAGUGUGUGGCCUCCUGUGGAGAGUGGAGAGGAAAACCAUUAACAGUGGUGAAAGCUCCAGACAUGUUCAGUCUGUCUGAGGAAGCAGUGAUAGAAGAGGUGAAGAAGUGUGAGACUCUUUGUUCUCCUGGACCAAAUGUUCUGCUGCUGUUAGUGAAACCUUCUGAUUUCACUGAGAAGAACAGACGAACACUGAAGUUCAUCCUGAGUCUGUUUGGUCCAGAUGCUUUUAAACACUCGAUGGUCGUCAUGACAGAGAAGAAGAGAGGAACACGAUGCACUGUCAACCAGCUGCUUCAAGACUGUGGAGGAAGACUCUACAACAUGUCUGAAGAUAAACACCAACUGUUGAUGGAGAAGAUUGAGAACAUUGUGCGUGAAAACAAAGAAACCUUCCUCACCUUCUCUGAAGAGCCUGAACACAUGAAACCAGCUUUAAACCUGGUUCUGUGUGGGAGGAGAGGAGCAGGGAAGACUUCAGCAGCCGAGGCCAUUUUAGGUCAGACAGAGCUUCAUUCAGUCUCCAGCUCAUCAGAGUGUGUUAAACAUCAGGGAGAGGUGAGAGGACAUCAGGUUUCCCUGGUGGAGCUUCCUGCCUUGUAUGGAAAACCUCAGGAGGAAGUGAUGAAGGAAUCAUUCAGGUGUAUCUCCCUCUGUGAUCCUGAGGGCGUCCACGCCUUCAUCCUGGUCCUACCUGUGGGUCCCCUCACUGAUGAUGACAAGGGAGAGUUAGAGACCAUCCAGAACACAUUCAGCUCUCGAAUCAAUGACUUCACCAUGAUUCUGUUCACUGUGGAGUCAGAUCCUGCAGCUCCAGCUGUUGUUGACUUUAUAAGAAAGAACAGAGACAUCCAGGAUCUGCUUCAGAGCUGUGGAGGAAGAUCUGUUGUUGUCAACAUCAAGAACAAACAGCAGAUCUCUGAGGUGUUGGAGGCUGUGGACAAGAUGGGAGUUGAAGGAUCCAGGUGCUUCACAAAGGACAUGUUCACCCAGGCUCAAAUGGACAUGGUUUCAAAACUCAAAUCUGAACUUCACAAUGUGAAACAAAAGAAAGAAGGUAAAGAAAAUCAGAGCAAAGAGCCUCUCAGGAUGGUGCUGAUUGGCCGGACUGGCAGUGGGAAGAGUGCAACAGGAAACACCAUUCUGGGCAAAAACCAUUUCACAUCUAAAGCCAGCUCAAAGUCUGUCACCAAGUUUUGCCAGAAAUCAUCAGGAGAGAUUGAUGGACAGUCUGUUGUUGUGGUCGACACCCCCGGCUUGUUUGACACAAGUCUGUCCAACGAUGAUAUUCAACAGGAGCUUGUGAAAUGCAUCAGCAUAUUGUCUCCUGGACCUCAUGUGUUUCUACUGGUGCUGCAGAUCGGUCGAUUCACACAAGAGGAAAAAGAGUCUGUGGAACUGAUCAAGAAAUAUUUUGGCAAGAAAUCAGGAGAUAACAUCAUGAUUAUAUUCACCAGAGGAGAUGAUCUGAAGAAUCAAACAAUUGAGAGUUACAUAGAAGACAGUGAAGACUUUGUCAAAAAACUGAUAUAUGACUGUGGAGGGAGAUACCAGGUCUUCAAUAACAACAAUCAGACAGACCGCACACAAGUCAGACAGCUGAUCACAAAGUCAAAAACAAUGGUGAAGGAAAAUGGCGGCAGCUGUUACACCUCAGAGAUGUUUCAAGAAGCUGAGGCAGCGAUACAGAAGGAAGUGGAGAGAAUCCUGAAGGAGAAGGAAGAGGAAAUGAAGAGGAAGGAGGAGGAACUGAAAAGAAAACAUGAGGAAGAAAUGACAGCAGUGACGAGAAGAAUGGAAGAACAGAAGGCAGAAAUUGAACUGGAGAGAGCUAAACAACUUAAAGAAAUGGAGGAAAACAUCAAAAAAGAGCAAGAAGAGAGACAUAAAGAGCAGGAAAUGAGAGAAGAGGAAGAUAGGAAGAAGAAAAAGCAGGAAGAAAUUCAACAGCAAGAGUGGGAGCAAAAACUUAAAGAUCUGGAGAAACAAAUAAAGUCUGAAUCAAAGGAAAAGGAAACUAUUGACAGACAGCUGGAACAGAGCAGAGAGGAGAUGAGAAAACAACAUGAGACCUGGGAAAAGGAAAGAAAGGAGGGGUGGGAGAAACGAUAUCGAGAAGAUGAACAGAGACGACAGGAGGAGCAAGAAAGACUGAAAAAACUCCAAGAAGAAUAUGAACGGGAAAGAGAAAAAUAUGAAAUGAAAAGAAGAAAAGAAGAACGAAUCCGAAGAGAACAAGAGGAGAAGGAGAGAAACGAAUUAGAGGAAAAUUAUAAGAAAAAACUGGAGGAAAUGAAGAAGAAAUAUGAAGAAGAGGCCAGAAAACAAGCUGAAGAAUUCAAUGAGUUCAGACAGAAAUACAUGAAAGACUUUGAAGCUCUGAUGGAAAAACAUGAUGAGGAACUCAAGGCUCUGAAGGAGACACACAGCAAAGAUUACAAUCUGUUACUCAAUCUCUCCAGUCACAAAGAAAAGGAACUGAAAGAAGAAAUUGAGCGAAAAGAAAAAUUAGUUCAAGAUGAAAUGAAUGAAAAAACAAAAGUAAAAGAUGAAAUGAAGGACAAAGAAAAACAACUCAGAGAACUGGAGGACUUGAAGAAAAAGCAACAACAAGAAAUAAAUGAUCUGAAGAAGAAAUACAAAAAGAAAUGCACCAUCUGCUGAUGAUGCUUCCUACAGCUGGAACUAUCAAUAUUAUUCAUUAUGAUGUUACAAGCUCAACAUAAUUUAAUCAGCAUCAACGCCUUGAACACACACACAGUAAAUCACAGUUUUAAGGAUAUUAUUGUUUAUGGUUUAAGGAUGUGUACUAACAACAGAAAUCAUGUCCAUUACAAAAAAAUUUACCGUGAGAAAUCUUUGAAUAGACAUUUGAAACGGCUAUUGGUAUUAUUAUUAUUAUUAUGCCUAUUAUUGUUUUGGGGUUUUGUUGUAAAUACUAUAUAUUAGGAUAGGACUUAAUACAAUGUGUUUAAUUGGCAGUAUGUAUAUAUAUGUCUAUAUAUUCAUAAUUUCAGAUCUUUCAGUACGAAAUGUGCAUUUAUUUGUUUACUCUUUUGAUUUUUAGUAUUUAAUCUGCAUUUAAACAAUCACUCAGUCCUAACAAUUGUUUCCUCAUUUGCAUUGAUUAAACAAAGUAUUGGAUCCGUUAAUAUAAUGUAAAUGUAAACAAAUCUUUGAAAAUGAAAUGGUUGAAAAGUAAUCUUGUAAUGUUUAUAAUUUCUUCAGAAUUCAUUGUAUAAAGAGAUUCAACCUUAACAAUUCACAUUAAAAUCAAGAAUUUCAAGAAAAAAAUGAUGAAUAAUAUAUAAUAUAAUAAUAUAUGACCAGAUCUUUUGUUCUGUACAGGAACAAAGACCUUUUAAAAGUUGUGCACAGUCAACAACAAUGUACCUGUUUUUGCCACAUUUCUCUCUGAAUCGACCGUAAGCAGCCUUUAGGACGACCAGGAACAGCAUCAACAUGAUUCUGCUGCUCCAAAAGACCCAUGAAAAAAACAUUCUUAUCUCUCUUAUUUUCAAUAGUUCAACAACACAGCCACAUUAUAAUGAAGAUAGGUUUUUGACACAGAUCAUCAGAACCUAUGACCCCAUUGUGUCUGGAAACUGAACAAAAAUGAGCAAGUUAUUAGUGACAGGUACUUCACCUUAUUAGAGAAUUAAUAAUGUUAAUAUCAACCACUGACACAAAGUAGGCUGACAUCCAUGCAGCAACAGUCACAGAAUAACGGUGUAAAUGGUGUAAAUGACACAUAGCAGCUAGCUCCAUAAAACAAUGGAGAAAAUACUGUAGCCUAGCUAACUGACAUGAGUUGUGUAUAUAUCAAGUGAGCUAGGUCAACUAUACAACAAAUCACUCCACAACAAAAUACACACGACAAGUACGGUCACCUGAAACAAAAGACGGACUUGAUGCAAAAAUGUAAAUCUUCAUCUCAGAGAGGUU